AUGGUUGAAGACAGGAGAGAUCAGGCGAACCUGAAGAAGUUUAUGGAGUAUGUUCAGCAGAGGAACAUUGAGAAGGUGUCCAAAUUCCUGGAGAAAGGUCUGGACCCCAACUUCCACGACCCUGAAUCGGGAGAAUGUCCUCUGACCAUGGCAUCUCAGCUGGAGGGCUGUGCAGAGCUCAUCAAGGUGCUGAAGAGUGGAGGAGCUCACCUGGACUUCAGGACCCAAGACGGCAUCACUGCCCUGCACAAGGCUGUCCGCACCAAGAACCAUACAGCGCUCAUAACGUUGCUGGACCUGGGUGCGUCUCCUGACUAUAAGGACAGUCGAGGGUUAAGUCCACUCUAUCACAGCUCUAUGGUAGGAGGAGACCCCUACUGCUGUGAACUACUGCUCCACGACCAUGCUCAGGUGGGCUGUGUGGACGAGAACGGCUGGCAGGAGAUACACCAGGCAUGUCGUCAUGGUCACGUUCAGCACUUGGAGCACCUGCUGUUUUAUGGAGCUGACAUGGCCGCCCAGAACGCCUCUGGAAACACCGCCCUGCACGUCUGUGCCCUCUACAACCAGGAUAGCUGUACCAGAGUUCUACUGUUUCGGGGAGUGAAUAAAGAGAUCAAGAACUACAACAGCCAGACGGCCUUUCAGGUUGCCAUUAUAGCAGGAAACUUUGACCUGGCUGAAAUCAUUAAGAUCCACAAAGUGUCAGACGUUGUGCCUUUCAGGGAGACCCCCUCCUAUACUAACCGUAGACGUGUGUUGGUGGGAGGACUGCCUUCGCCCCGCUCCCUGCUGCGCUCCGCUAGCGACAACAACCUCAACGGGGAGAGCGGUCACGGUCUGGGGCAGGCCCUGCGGCAGGGUCACGGUCGACAGGGUCAAUCUCCUGUCCCCUCUCUGAGGAGCCUGCCUGCACUGGGACAACACCAACAACACGCCAGCCUGGGGGAGACUCAUCAUGGAGAGGUGCCAGACAGCAGUCUCCAGAGCACAGGCAGCUCUCGCUCCUCCCACUCCCGCUCUCCCUCGCUACACAGUCAUCUGCAUGAGGGCGAUCAGAGCGUCAGGAGGGCACAUGGACACGCUCUGGGACACGUCCCUCGAGGACGCCUCAGGUGA
Salvelinus sp. IW2-2015 is the source of this 1119-nucleotide messenger RNA. NCBI's taxonomy places the organism in Eukaryota, Metazoa, Chordata, Actinopteri, Salmoniformes, Salmonidae. The record is from RefSeq and is a predicted model, not a curated record.